AAUAAUAAUUCUGGUUUUAAUAUUCAAAAAAUUCGCGGGAAAAGAUUCAGAUUUCAAUCAGAGUUCUCUAGUAUCUAAUACUUAAUACAUUGAGAAAAUGUCGUCUCUUGAAGCAGGUCCAAGACCAGUGCAAGUAUCUCCUUUAAUUAAAUUUUCUCGAUGGAGUCUCUUGUUAACUGGAAUUCUAUAUGGUGCUUAUCAUCAAAGAAGAUUUACUAGAAAAGAAAAUGCUCUUCGUGAACAAGAACUUAAAGAAAAACCUAUUAGGGAUGCAAAAUUAGCAGAAGAGAAAAAGAAACUAUUGGAAGCUGAAGCAAAAAUGAUAGAAGAAUGGUCAGGAAUAAAAAAAUAAAAUAUAAUACAUUUCAGUAGUAUAAAUAUGUAUUUUUUUUAAAUUAAUAUUAUUUUAUAUCUUUAAAAAAAUCAUUAUGUCAAUUUUGGUUCAUUACAAUAAAUGUUAAA
Apis laboriosa (Himalayan honeybee) is the source of this 462-nucleotide messenger RNA. RefSeq names its product ATP synthase subunit e, mitochondrial (gene ATPsynE). The record is from RefSeq and is a predicted model, not a curated record. NCBI's taxonomy places the organism in Eukaryota, Metazoa, Arthropoda, Insecta, Hymenoptera, Apidae. Gene Ontology annotation, molecular function: proton transmembrane transporter activity. Gene Ontology annotation, biological process: proton motive force-driven ATP synthesis. The transcript has 3 exons. Bases 98 to 352 code for a protein of 84 amino acids.